Messenger RNA from Clupea harengus (Atlantic herring), 3351 nucleotides. It is a transcript of the gene klhl31, whose product is annotated as kelch like family member 31. Gene Ontology annotation, molecular function: protein binding. Gene Ontology annotation, cellular component: nucleus. Gene Ontology annotation, biological process: negative regulation of protein phosphorylation. NCBI's taxonomy places the organism in Eukaryota, Metazoa, Chordata, Actinopteri, Clupeiformes, Clupeidae. The record is from RefSeq and is a predicted model, not a curated record.
GUACCACUAGACACGACUUCUCUCUCUCUGUCUCUCUCUCUCUCUUGCACACCAAGUUGGAGACGCAACUCAGUUUUACUCCAACCUCUGCUUCAUCUCUGUGUCGGUCUUGGCUGUGACUCAUUGCAACAGUCAUGGCACCCAAAAAGAACAAGACAGCCAAAAAGAGCAAAGGAGACAUAAAUGAGAUGACCAUUUUGGUGGAGGACAGCCCGAUCAACAAAAUCAAUGGGCUGAACACACUCCUUGAAGGUGGAAAUGGCUUCAGCUGCAUCUCCACGGAAGUAAAUGACCCUGUUUACGCGCCUAACCUCCUGGACGGCUUGAGCACCAUGCGACAGGACAACUUCCUGUGUGACUUGACCGUCUCAACCAAAUCCAAAUCUUUUGAUGUCCACAAAGUUGUCAUGGCCUCCUGCAGUGAGUACAUUCAGGGCAUGCUGAAGAAAGAUGCCUCUGUUCAAAAGAUAGACCUCAAUGAUCUAUCGCCAGUGGGCUUGGCCACAGCAAUCACCUAUGCAUACUCUGGAAAACUUACCCUGUCUUUGUACACCAUUGGUAGUACUAUCGCAGCCGCAGUCUUCCUGCAGAUCAAUACCCUUGUGAAGAUGUGCAGUGAUUUCCUGAUGCGGGAGAUGAGUGUGGAGAACUGCAUGUAUGUGGCCAACAUUGCAGAUACAUAUGACCUCAAAGAAACGAAGGAGGCAGCGCAGAAGUUCAUGCGGGGGAACUUCAUUGAGUUCUCGGAGAUGGAGCAGUUCCUGAAGCUUACGUACGAGCAGAUCAGUGAUUUCCUCCAAGAUGACUCCCUCCAGCUGCCCUCAGAGCUCACCGCCUUCCAGAUCGCCAUGAAGUGGUUAGACUUCGACGAGAAGAGACUGAAGUAUGCCCCUGACCUGCUCACCAACAUCCGCUUCGGCACCAUCACAGCCAUGGACCUGGUCAGUCACGUCCAGAACGUGCCAAGGAUGAUGCAAGAUGCUGAAUGCCACCGUCUGCUGGUCGACGCCAUGAACUACCACCUGCUGCCUUUUCAGCAGAACAUCCUGCAGUCACGAAGAACCAAAGUGCGUGGUGGACUCAAGGUUAUGCUCACGGUGGGAGGUAGGCCAGCCCUGACUGAAAAGUCUCUCAGCAAGGAGGUGCUCUACAGAGAUGAAGACAAUGUGUGGAACAAAUUGACGGACAUGCCUGCGAAGAGCUUCAAUCAGUGUGUGGCAGUUCUGGAUGGCUUCCUGUAUGUUGCCGGAGGUGAAGACCAGAAUGAUGCAAGGAACCAGGCUAAGCAUGCUGUCAGCAACUUCUGCAGAUAUGAUCCAAGAUUCAAUACUUGGAUCCAUUUGACCAGCAUGAUCCAGAGGCGCACUCACUUCAGCCUUAACACCUUCAAUGGCCUCUUGUUUGCCAUCGGAGGACGCAAUGCAGAGGGUUGCCAGGCGUCCCUAGAAUGCUAUGUGCCAUCUUCUAACCAGUGGCAGAUGAAGGCACCCAUGGAGGUGGCAAGGUGCUGCCAUGCCAGUACACUCAUUGAAGGCAAGAUCUUAGUAACCGGGGGUUACAUCAGCAACGCCUAUUCUCGAGCUGUGUGCAUGUAUGACCCAUCCACUGAUAGCUGGUCGGAUAAGAACAGCUUGAGCUCCCCAAGAGGCUGGCACAGUGCUGCCACAGUGGGCGACCGUGCCUACGUCAUCGGCGGCAGCCAGCUUGGUGGUCGUGGAGAAAGGGUAGACGUCCUGGCGGUCGAGUGUUUCAAUCCCCACUCCGGUCAGUGGAGCUACAGUUCACCGUUGCACACGGGUGUCAGCACGGCUGGUGCCACCACUCUGAAUAACAAGAUCUAUCUCAUGGGAGGCUGGAACGAGAUUGAAAAGAAGUAUAAGAAGUGCAUACAGAUGUUCAACCCAGACCUUAAUGAGUGGACUGAGGAUGAUGAGUUGCCAGAGGCAACCGUGGGUAUUUCAUGCUGUGUUGUCACCAUCCCCACACGUAAAACACGAGAGUCCAGAGCCAGCUCAGUAUCAUCUGCACCAAUCAGUAUAUAAGAUCAGUUGAGUGUAUUGGGGUACUUGGAGCAUAAUUUAUUUAUUAGCAUACUUCAAAUGACACAUUUUCCACAAUCAUUUAGUCAGUGUAUUAUGAGUCCUGUGUGAUUAAGCUGAUAAUCUUCAUUUAAUUCUCAGUUCAGGUUUUGUAUUCAGAUCUGUCUAGGACAAACACAAUGUACAUACCAUGCAGUUUGUAGUCAGAUUACACAUCAAAUAUCUCAUUCUAAAACACAUGACUUUUACCUGUCACUUGUUUCACAUACGUUAGAAUCUUGUUUGUUAAAAGUUACAAACUUCUCUUCUACACUGGUUAAAUCAAUGUGAAUAUUUAAAUGAAGAUACUGCCAAAAGAUUUCAUAAAAAACAAACAACAUAAAUAAAAAUUAAAGAAAGAAAAAUAUAUCAAUAUAAAAAUAUACUAAUACAGUAUACAAGUUUUCUAUAUCAGAAUUGUCAGUCUUUUUUUCCUUAUGGGGCCAAUUCUAUGAAGCCAAUUUAUAUGAACCCAUUUUCAUAUUAUUUAGUAGAUUAAAGUAUAUUCAUUAAAAAGCCCUUUAAUCUGCAUAAAUAUUUAGAAUCGAAUUAGAUCAUUCACAUAAUUCAGUUGGCCUAAUACAACUGCAGUUUAUAAUCCUCCACUGAAUGUGUAGCUGAAAGAAAGGACUAAUGUGUAUCUCCUGUACAUUAUGACAAUUUACAGUUUCUGUCCAUGAUAUUGAUGAACACAAAUGUAUUUGUGUUUAGUCAUUCAAUAUAAGAUUGAUAUGAGGUUUAAAAGUAUCAAUAACAGACAAUCGUGAAUUGCCAGAUGUGCCUGCCAGGAGUAGGUAAGUGAUUAUCAGUUAUUGAUUGGUUUGUGUAUCAAUCUGUACACCAAUUGAAAUACCGUUUUGGCUCCUGAGGAUGCUACAGCUGGUCUUAGGUAAACACAUGGUUCAGAGACUGAAGGAAGUAUGUCGGUUGUUGAGUGUUGUCAUGAUGAUGGUUGCUUGGGGACAAUGAAGGUUUUGAUUAUGUUAACUUUUAUUUUGUAAAAAGGGAGACUGAAAGUUGGCACUGGGGGACUGAAGCUUGAGCCUGAACUAUACAGGGGAUGAGCGCAAGGCACUGAUGCCUCUCAAAAUUCCCCAACAGUUCACGUUAUUUGAGUGUUCUUAGAGAUUGAUAUAAUUAUGUGAAAAAUUAUUUAAACAACAUUGUUAAGGGUUUGAGUGUACAGUGGGUACAUAAGUCAAAGUUGUUCCUGACCCAGCCCUCUCUCUGGAAAACUGCUUCUUUAAUAAAGAUUCCUAUAAAACUACUUUAA